Pestalotiopsis fici W106-1 is the source of this 2196-nucleotide messenger RNA. RefSeq lists its product as uncharacterized. Bases 1 to 2196 code for a protein of 731 amino acids. Lineage: Eukaryota; Fungi; Ascomycota; Sordariomycetes; Amphisphaeriales; Sporocadaceae. The record is from RefSeq and is a predicted model, not a curated record. The transcript is spliced from 3 exons.
AUGCACUUCACCACUCAUUUGGGCCUCCUAGGCCUCAGUUCUGUUCUGGCUGCAGCCCGCCCUCAGCAGCUUGCAGGACCACAGACGGUCACUGUCUGCGGGAGUGAAUGUGCCUCGGUCAUUACAUCAACCGUGACUGUCUUCACUGGAUGCUCAGAGACUUCUUCGGUACCAGUGACGACCAUUUCAUCGUCGACUGAUUCUAGUUCCCUUUCGUCUCAGUCACAGAGCUCAACCACCGAUACAUCUUUGACCUGGACAUCAAGGAUUACUUCCAGUAUCAUAAUCACAGUCUCUCCAUCAACAUCAACUUCCACUGCCACGUUGACAUCCGAGACAACCGAUUCAGCCACGAGCUCUACUGGAGUGACUACAAGUAGCAACUCUGCAACAACUGGAACAGGCGUGUCGAGCUCCACGGAGAGCACUACUUGCACGGACACUACCGAGACCAUUCCUGGCUCUACUUCAUCAUCAUGGGGAAGCUCCGUGACUGGUCCUACCUCGUCGGCUCCUACUAGCAGUGGCGUCUCUUCCACUUUGACAACUGUGUCGUGGAGCAACACCACCUCUACAGUGACUGAAACAUCUUUCACUGGCACAGCAACGAGUUCCACGGCCACAUCAUCCCUGAUUUCCGAUACACUGACCAGCACCAUCACGACUACCGACAGCACCACCACGGCCACUCGAACGUCCUUCACCUGGAACUCGACCAUAACUCUUGGUACUUCCAGCACUGAUGCUACGACGAGGAGUUCGACUUGGUCCACUUGGAUCACAUUGAGCACCACAUCAAGCACCGGGAGCUCAACUUGGUCGUCUUCCGUGUCAGAGUCCAGCAGCACUCCAGCAUCGACUUCCAGCACAUGGGCAACCUCGAGCACCGGCAGCAGCGACAUUCCUAGCUCGUCGUCUAUUGGCACUUCCUACUCGGUCAUUCCGCCGCCACCGACUUCUUCGUGGAUCACCUCGUCAAGCAGCGUCUCAUCCUCUAGCAGCGGGUCCAUCACUUCUUCCGAGAGCACCUCGACCAUUACGAUUACCAGCUCUUCAACUCUGGCCACCACAAACACCCGAUCGACGUCAUCCUCAGAGGUCUCAAGUGUACCCUCGUCGUCGUCAACCACAACAGAAUCAUCGAGCACGGAGUCCUCGUCCAGUGCGACACAGACACCUGGAACCAGCUCUUCUCUGACCACGUAUUCAGUAUCACCCAUUCCCAGCGGCAGCACGUCUACAGACACCGUGACCUCGACCACCACAACUGGGACCACCAUCACCGACAGCUCAUCAAUAUCCAGCAGUGUUCAGACCGAGUCGUCAACGUCAACCUUGACCAUCACUCUGACGUCCUCGACCUUGGUCUCGAGCAGCUCGUCGACGUUCUCCACAGACACCAUUUCAUCCGAGACGGGGAGCAUCUCUUCUUCAUACACCAGCAGUUCCGCCACCGCGCCCACAACAACAACAACAUUCUACUCGGUCCAGCCGCCGCCGCCGCCGAGCACAUGGUCCACCUCUACGGGAGAAACCACAUCCAGCAACGAUGCCAUUGGCACCACCAUUACGACCAUUACGACAUCGUCCGAUCUCACGUCCACCAUCACGGUAACCAGCACCAGCACCCCCAUCGAGACCCUGACCAUGAGCUCCAGCGUGACCUGCGUGUACCAGAGCACAUCGUAUGGCGGGCCUCCGGGGACGUAUAGCUGCUACACUGUAGUACCAACACCGACGCCCAGCCCGGGGACGACGACGACGACGACUGGAACAGACACGCCGAGCUGGACAACUUCGUACCAUGUAACCUCCUCGUCAGUCAGGGUCUCUUCUUCCAAUGACGCCAUCACCAACCCGCCACCUUCCACAUCGCUGACGACGACGACUUCUUCCUUGUCUUCUUCUUCCCCCGUCGUUCCCACACCCUCGGUCACCACCACUUGCGUGGCCAAGGAUUACGGCGCCCACACCUGCUACGCCGUGACCGUCGACCCGACGGCAAUCAGCACCACCACUACCGCCGCCACCACAACCGGUAUUCCCAGCAGUCCUAGCCCGUCUCCUGCCGGACCUUCGCCCCCUUGGUCUUGGUGGACCGGCGGGAGGUACGGCAGUGGCGCCGGAUCCCACGAACGGCCCAGCGAACACAAGUUUGGAGACGCCCACGGCGGAGACUUUGAAGUGUCGCACUAA